Aspergillus chevalieri is the source of this 669-nucleotide messenger RNA. RefSeq names its product DUF1014 domain protein. The record is from RefSeq and is a predicted model, not a curated record. NCBI's taxonomy places the organism in Eukaryota, Fungi, Ascomycota, Eurotiomycetes, Eurotiales, Aspergillaceae. The transcript has 3 exons. Gene Ontology annotation, biological process: transcription by RNA polymerase II. Gene Ontology annotation, cellular component: nucleus. The coding region runs from base 1 to 669 and encodes 222 amino acids. Gene Ontology annotation, molecular function: transcription coactivator activity.
AUGGGAGGCAAGAAGAACGUUGGCGAGAACUCCAAGAAGGCCGCUGGCCAGGCCCGUAAAGCGGAUGCGGCCGCAAGCAAGAAGGCAGCGGAGGAUGCCAAGCGAGCAGCUGAAGAGGACAAGCAAUGGCAGAAGGGAGCCAAGGGGGGUAACUCCAAGAAAGAAGAAGCCGAAGCCAAGAAGGCCGAGGCAGCCCGCAAGAAGGCCGAACGCGACGCUCAACUCGCCGCCGAAGAAGCAUCCCAGCCCUCCAAGGGCGGCAAGGGUAACAAGCAAGCAGCCCCCAAGAAGUCCCGCGGCCUAGAUCUCUCCCAGCUCGACGACUCCCCCGCCGACCGCAAGGGAAGCGCUCUGAACGCCACCGGUAUCGACAACGCGCUGGACGCCCUGUCGCUCACGAACAAGGAUACCUCCAAGAUCGACCGGCACCCGGAGCGGCGAUUCAAGGCCGCCUAUGCUGCGUAUGAGGCGCGUCGCAUGCCUGAGGUUGAGGAGGAGCACCCGGGUCUUAGGAGACAGCAGCGGAUUGAUCUCAUUAGGAAGGAGUUCGACAAAAGUGAUGAGAAUCCGUUUAACCAGGUGCAUGUGGCGUUUGAUUCUACGAGGGAGGAGAUCGCUCAUGUGCGGGAUGCGGAGAGGAAGAAGGUGGAGUCGAGAUUGGCAAAAUAG